Molecule: messenger RNA, 1903 nt
Organism: Myripristis murdjan (pinecone soldierfish)
Lineage: Eukaryota; Metazoa; Chordata; Actinopteri; Holocentriformes; Holocentridae
Gene: tmprss3a
Product: transmembrane serine protease 3a
Exons: 13
Coding region: 2-1639 (545 amino acids)
Biological process (GO): proteolysis
Cellular component (GO): membrane
Molecular function (GO): protein binding; serine-type endopeptidase activity
Source: RefSeq, a predicted model, not a curated record
CAUGGCCGAGCCGGAAAACCAUGACAAACCAGAGCAGGCAUCUGCAGACACCACUGCUGCCACCACCGCCGCCACUACUCCAACCCCUCCAACGGGGCCGGAGGCAGGGGCAGAGGCGCCGGAACAGCCGGACCCCUCCAGGAUAGAGGUGGUCUCUGUGACAGAGGAAGACCUCCCCGAAGUGGACACCCCCACCACGGUGAACGUGAGCCCCCUGGGCAGCUUCAACGCCAACCAGGAACCAGAAGACGAUCCUGCCAAACCCGAAGAGCCCCAGAUCCCAGCUGCACCCAGUCCCGCCAUGCCAAUCACCAAGGUGCAGCCCUUUAUGACUGAGGACGACUUGGAGGAGAAGACAUGGAGGGGCAGACUGCUAGCCCGCCGGAUGGAGCUGCUGAUUGGCUCCUGCCUCGUCCUGGUGGUCAUUCUCGCUCUCGGCAUCGGCCUUGGAGUGGCUCUUAGCUGCAUGGGGAAGUUUCACUGUGGCUCGUCUUCUCGCUGCAUCAGCAGCUCGGCCCAGUGUGACGGAGCGGUGGACUGUGAACAUGGAGAAGACGAACUCAGCUGUGUGCGUCUGAGUGGGAAGAGCUCGGUGCUGCAGGUUCUCAGUGGAGGAACGUGGAGGACGGUGUGUUCAGAGGACUGGAACAACGUCCUGGGCUUCUCCGCCUGCAAACAGCUGGGAUACUCCAGGUACGUGGAGUCGCAGUCCCUCCCUCUGUCCUCCAUCGAGCAGGACUUCCAGCACAACCUGGUGUCCAUCCACCUGAGUCAGACUGGGUCACAGAUCAUUAAGAUCCACAACACCACCAUCCACAGUAAGAGUCAGUGCAGCUCAGGGAAGGUGACCACACUGAAAUGCCUGGAGUGCGGCUCCAGGCCUCAGUACCGUCCCCGUAUCGUCGGGGGGAACGUCUCCGGGCCGGGCCAGUUCCCCUGGCAGGUCAGCCUCCACUACAAGAGCGAGCACAUGUGUGGAGGCUCCAUUGUCGCCUCCCGCUGGAUCCUCACGGCCGCACACUGUGUGUUCGGGUUUGCACACCCCACAGUGUGGAGCGUUCACGUGGGGCUGACGGAGCAGCCCAUCAACGGGGCCCGGGCGCUGGCCGUGGAGCGGAUCAUCUACCACGGUCGCUACCGGCCCAAAGGACUGGACUACGACAUCGCGCUGAUGAAACUGGCCCAGCCGCUCAUUUUCAACGGCUUUGUGGAGCCCAUCUGCCUGCCCAACUUUGGGGAGCAGUUUGAGGAGGGGACCAUGUGCUGGAUCUCAGGAUGGGGCGCCACAGAGGACGGAGGAGAGGGCAGUAUGGCUCUGCACUCGGCCCGCGUGCCGCUCAUUUCCACCAAGGUGUGCAGCCAGCCCGGGGUUUAUCAGGGCUUCAUCACACCCUGGAUGAUCUGUGCCGGAUACCUGGAGGGAGGAACUGACUCUUGUCAGGGAGACAGCGGAGGCCCUCUGGCCUGUGAGGACUCGUCGGUAUGGAAGCUGGUUGGGGCGACCAGCUGGGGAAUGGGCUGCGCCGAGAGGAACAAGCCGGGGGUUUACACUCGCAUCACAAAGUCGCUCAACUGGAUCCACCAACAGAUGGAGAGAGAAGAGGCUUACAACUCUCCAACAGUCAGCACAGACAACUGAAUCGAUGACUGAUUUUGUCUGAAAAUGUGUACAAACUGGCAGCAAAAGGCAGGAUGUUCCAGCAUUUGUGUUACAUGUGGAGACAUAACGGCUGAACCAGUGACAACUUGAGCAUACUGGGUUUGCAAAACACUUGAAAACUCAAAGACAGACAAGUUUCUCACAAACAAAAACCCUGGGAUAUAAACCCUAUCGCAGAGGGAGACAAAUCAUCUUUGGAGGCAAAGGCAAGAGAGCGGAAUGAAGACGCGGUGGACGACAGAG